This is a messenger RNA of Brassica oleracea var. oleracea, 2406 nucleotides long. RefSeq lists its product as uncharacterized. The transcript has 4 exons. The record is from RefSeq and is a predicted model, not a curated record. Lineage: Eukaryota; Viridiplantae; Streptophyta; Magnoliopsida; Brassicales; Brassicaceae. Bases 1 to 2406 code for a protein of 801 amino acids.
AUGUUCAGCGGCCUCGCAGCUGAAAUUCCUUUGGACCACAUCGAGAAAUUUGAGAGAGUCUGCAACUUCUCUCGCGCAAAUGGAGUGCCACCAGACUACAUCAAAUCCUCUCUCCUAACCGGUACCCUCACUACAUGGGAACAGGUCCAAGCAGCGUUCUUAAGUCACUUCUACACGAAAUCCAAAACCGCAUUUCUGAGGCACAAGAUCUCCAAUUUUAAGCAAAAGACUGACGAGCCUUUCUAUUAUGCUUGGGAGCGGUACAAGGAGUACCAAAGGGAAUGCCCUCACCAUGGGUUUGAGGACGAUUACAUACUGGAAGUGUUCUAUGAUGGAGUGAGCUAUGAGUUUCGUAAUGCUCUGGAUUCCUCGAGUAAUAGAGAUUUCAUGACUCAAACAACACCAGGUGCAUUCGCACUGAUCGAGAAUACGGCGUCAAGCUCACUCAACAAGAACAAGGAGAACGAUCGCUCCAAGAGCGUAAAUAGCAUAGACGAUCUAGCGGUAAAGGUUGACCAGCUGAUAAAGGGCAAUCAGAGCCAAGUGUUCAUCAUGGAAGAAGCCGCAUCAGAGAACAAUGCUUCAGAUGUCACACCUGAAGCAGACAACACUGUCGACAAUCAACAAGAGCUAGACACACCAAUUGACAACGCGCAGAACAGUCAAAGACAGAACACGGGGUAUCAGAAGGGUUACCAAGGAAGAACUUACGUUCUUAGCCAGGCGCACCACAACCAGUUCCAGAACCAGAAGCAGCAGACUGCUCAACAAGUUGGCCCUACACCUACGACUGCUCCGCAAGACGAGAAAAAUGGGCUAGCGACGAUGAUGCAGAAGCUGCUCCAGGGUCAGCAAAUUCAAGGAAAAGCGUUGAACCAGGUCACCACAGACAUCUCCAAAAUGAACCAUAUGUUCACUGACCUGAGCACCAAAUAUAACAAUGUGGCUAGCCAUAUGCGGCAGAUAGACAUUCAUAUCGCUCAGACAGCCGAGAGUGUCAAGAGGCAGCAGGGUACUCUUCUUGGAAAGACCGACAAGAAUCCUAAGGAAUGCAGUGCAGUCAAACUGAGGAGUGGAAGGAGACUACCAGAUGUGGCACCUAAGAAGCUAACAGCGGCAGAGAAGGGCAAGCAAAAGGAGGGCGAGCAACCGCGAUCCGACACUGCUCCUCUCUCUGAAAAGGAAACGAAACAGCCAACUGAGACUGAUCCAGCCCCUGCCGCUACACCUGUCGAGCAUGUUCCUACGCGCGAAUACACCCCUAAGGUUCCAUACCCUGUUCCCGCAAAGAAGUCUCGGAAGGAUCGUGAGGAGAUAAAGUGUAAAAAGAUGCUAGAGGAUCUAACUAUCAAGUUACCUCUGAUUGACGCAGUCAAGAUGAUACCUUCUUUGCGCAGUUGGAUGAAGGGUUUGGUCUCAGGAAAAAUAACUGGAGACAAUGAGGUUAUGUUGCUCUCGAAGGAGUGCAGUGCAGUGCUUCAGAACAAGCCGAUUAAGAAAUUGGGUGAUCCAGGAAAAUUUGUUCUCUCGAUACAGAUUGGAAAAACAGUGUUCGCCUGUUCUCUUUGCGGUCUAGGCUCCAUUGUCAACAUAAUGCCUUACUCUGUAGCAAAGCGACUAGGGUUCAUAGACUUCAAACCCACAAGAAUUUCCCUGGUGUCCGCAGAUAGAUCAGUUAAGUCCCCGGUGGGUAUUCUGGAAGAUCUCCACGUCCGAGUAGGCAACACCUUUGUUCUGGCAGAUUUUGUGGUUCUAGAGCUUGACGAAGAACCAAGAGAUCCACUCAUCCUGGGCCGUCCUUUCUUAUGCACAGCUGGUGCGAUUAUUAAUGCUCGACAAGGAAGGAUUGAUCUUCACCUCGGAGACAUUGCAAUGAAGUUCAAGAUGAACAAGUUGCUGAAGAAGCCGAUGAUAGAUGCGCAGAGCUACUCAGUUGAAGACGAAGAUCAUGCACUUUUCUCUCAAGAGGCAAUGAUUAAGGAAAUCUUAACCGAUGACCCACUCGAACAAACCCUGAUCCAAACUAAGACUGAGCACAACAUCAUGAGCGUGGACUCGGAUGGCUACAACAAGAUGAUUGACUCUGCCAAAAGCAUGGAAAAGUUAGGAGCAGACGCCGCAAGCAAUCACAUCACCCAGCCAAGGAACCGGCUGGAUUUUCGGCAGUUGGAGAGCGAUUACCGCGUAACAGGAGGACAACUGGUCGCUCCGAGAGCGGGGAUUUCAUAUGUGCAUAUAUGCGCAAAAAGGUCUGAGAGGAAAGGAUCAGCGCAGCCUCUUACUCGUUAUUGCUGCAAAGUUUCACAAAACAAGGAGAACAGUCAGUUUAGGAGGCGAACAGUUAGAGCAGCUGCUCCCGAACAGUCACCACCACGACAGAGGUGGGGAACAAGGUCGAACGAGUAG